UAAAAAUGUAGAAAGAGCGACUGUAGUUAGAGUGAGUGAGAAGACAGUAGCAAGAAGCAGAAUUUCUGCGAGAAGCAGCGAAGCGAAGAACUAAUGAUCCACUAUGCGGAGCCAGUCUCUCCAGUAGCAUGGAAAAGUACGAAAAGGUGAAACAAAUUGGGGAGGGCUCAUUUGGAAAAGCCAUCCUGGUGAAAUCCAAAGAUGAUGGACGCCAGUAUGUCAUCAAGGAGAUUGGCAUAUCUGGAAUGUCAAGUAAAGAGAGGCAGGAGUCCAGGAGAGAGGUUGCUGUUCUUGCCAACAUGAGUCAUCCCAACAUUGUGCAGUAUAAGGAGUCUUUUGAAGAAGGGGGAUGUCUUUACAUUGUCAUGGACUACUGUGAGGGAGGGGACCUUUUCAAAAAGAUCAAUUCUCAGAAAGGAGUGCUGUUUCCUGAGGAGCAAAUCCUAGAUUGGUUUGUGCAGAUUUGCCUGGCCCUGAAGCACGUACACGGGCGGAAAAUUCUCCACAGGGACAUUAAAUCUCAGAAUAUAUUUUUGACAAAAGAAGGGACGGUUCAACUUGGGGACUUUGGGAUCGCGAGGGUCCUGAACAGUNCUGUUGAACUGGCGAGAACAUGCAUAGGGACUCCAUAUUACUUAUCACCAGAGAUCUGUGAAAACAAGCCGUACAACAAUAAAAGUGAUAUUUGGGCCCUAGGGUGUGUACUCUAUGAAAUGUGCACUCUUAAGCAUGCAUUUGAAGCUGGCAACAUGAAGAACCUGGUUCUGAAGAUAAUCCGAGGCUCUUACCCUCCUGUGUCUGUUCACUAUUCCCAAGAGCUACGCUCUCUCUUAGCGCAGCUUUUUAAACGCAACCCCCGGGAGAGGCCUUCGAUCGGCAGCAUUCUGGACAAACCUUUCCUCUCUUGUAGGAUAGAGAAGUUUCUCACACCACAGAUCAUCGCUCAGGAAUUCCGCCAUACUUUUCUACACAAGCAGCCUAAAAUGGGCGUGGCACAGGUGCCGCCAGCCCAGAAGAUUACAAAACCAGCAUGUAAAUAUGGAGUGCCUUUAGCUGUGAAGAAAGCUGGCGACGGAGCAAAGAAGCCUUCGGAGAGGAAAGCUGCAGUGAAACACAAACCGGCCGUUCUCCCAGCAGCGCCUCACAGAAGGAUCAGUCAAGUGGAGGAAGAAAGGAAAAAGCACGAGGAUGGCAUCAGGAAGAAAAGGAUGGAGCUGAUAGAGAAGGAAAGGAAACGGAGAGAACAGAUGUUCCUGUUGAAAGGCGAGCAAAUUAAGAGAUAUGAGAAAGAAAAGAUUAGUCGAAUAAACCAAGCCAGAGAACAAGGUUGGAAGCAUGUCUUGAGUUCAAGUGGAGGUAGCAGCCCAGAGAGGAAGUGUUUUGUGGGUGGUAAAAGGGCUGCGGGGGUCCAAGCUUCUGUUUUGAGCCCGUAUGAACACCACUACGCCGCUGUGGACCAAGUAGCUAAACCCCAACCCAAAGACCCCAGCAGGGAGAGACCCUCAGCAGGACCUGGCAGUCCCAUCAGAGGUGUGCCAGCUGCUGCCGGCCCAGUGCUGCCCAACAGACCGGCCCGUCAACUUGACGUCAUCAAGAGAGAACUUCAGAGGUUGCACCACGUUUCAAAACAAGCCCAGAUUAGCCGGCAGCGCGGUCAGAUACCAGCCGAGAGAGCCUUUCAGGUCGAGGAGUUCCUACAGCGCAAGAGAGAAGCAAUGCUCAACAAAGUGAAAGCUGAGGGGCAGCUGGGAACCAGACAAAACCUGGCUGCAAUCUAUGGAAGUCGGGCCGGUUCGGCUCGGUUCCGGCGACCUAAAGUCAACAAAGAGGAGGAGGAGUACUUGGCAAGACUCCGGCAGAUCCGCCUGCAAAACUUCAAUGAGCGUCAACAGAUCAAAGCCCGGCUGCGAGGAGAGAAGUAUGACAGUGACGGCUCUGAUAGCCAGGAGUCGAGUGAGGAGGCAGAGCUCAGGAGGAAAAAGAUAGAGGGUUUAAAAGCUCAGGCAAACGCCCGUGUUGCUGUACUGAAGGAGCAGCUGGAGAAGAAGAGGAGGGAAGCGUACGAGAGGGAGAAGAAAGUCUGGGAGGACCACCUCGCUGCAGCUCGAGCUGCCAAGUGCGGCUUUGCACCUGGAAGUGCGGCAGGAGCUGCGUCGUCUUCCUCUGACUGUCCUCCUCCACAGGCCGCGCCGCCGCAGCCCGACCCAGACGCUAAAGCUUUGGCCCAGCCCUCAUCCAAAGCCUCCACCCCCCUCAUCUCCAUGACCGCUGCGCUGGAGAACGUCGGAGCGAUUACUCCUCCAAAGGAGAACUUGAACGAAACUGAGGCAACAGCAGUGACUCAGCAGAGUGAGAAGAAGCAGAUUCUGCGCAGACUGAACCAGAACCUGAAAGCCCAGAGCCCGGUGGACGAGACGGAGGAGACUCCUUCACCGCCACCGGCACCAUCAGAACCGACUCCUGCUCCGCCCCAACAGCCGGACGCUGAGAAACGCCGCCCUUCGGACGUAGAUCGUAAAAAGUGGGAAGUGACCGAGCUGCCUGCGCUUCCUGUGCCUCAGCAAACCUUUGGAGAAACUUGUUCCACAUCGAGCACCACUUUAGCAUCUUCAGAGGAAAGGCCAUGCUCUGGUGGAGACAGGAAGAAGUGGGAGGCAGCGGUUCCUCUCGUCCUCGUCGUUGCCCAGCAGACGCUCGGAGAGACGUGCAUCACAACUACCGAUCAAACGCUGGGGGAAGUCAUACGGAUGGGCGAGCUUCAGGAAGACACUCCCAGGAAGGCGUGGGAGGCGAACCCGGUGUGUGAGGCGAACCCGGUGUGUGAGGCGAACCCGGUGUGUGAGGGGCCGGAGGCGCUUCGGCCGCUCGCUCAACAGCCAGAGGUUUCCACAACGCCUGAUGGUGUGAAAAUCCCCAGUGAACCUUUGACCUCUGCAGUGGGUCAGAGACCGACUGAUGGAAACCAGGAUUCAGGUCAGAAAACGUCUGUGGUAAACACAUCGCUGCUGCCUGGCCUUACUGAUAUUGAGGAUCCAGCCGACCUGGAGUCAGUGAUUUUGGAGGAGAGUCCUAAACAAGAGUCCAAUCCACCAGCUAGUGUGCAACAAGCUUGGGAACAAGAAGCCCAGAAGCAAAUGCCACAUGGGGGCACUUCAGGACCAGCAGGCCCUCAGGAUAUUGAGAAGAGUUCAGAGAAACCGACCGACUCCUCAUGCUCGGCUCAGAACGAAGAGCCGCUGUUUCUGAAAUGCUCACCGGCCCACCGCCGAGCCGCCGCCCUCUCAGUGAUGUCCGCCAAUUCCUCCAUGGACGAGUCAUCCUCUUCUCUGGCCUCCCGCUCACGAUCCGUCUCACCUUUGCGCACCAAGAACCAGGACGCCCUUCUCAUCGGUCUCUCUGCUGGCAUGUUUGAUGCCAACAACCCAAAGAUGCUGCGGACGUGUUCUUUACCCGACCUCAGUCGACUGUUCAGCCCUCAGCAGGACUCCACAGAAGCUAGCAAGGCUAACGUUUCCCCGGACAAAGACCUGGAAAUUGAGGAUCUGGAGGAGGCUGUUAAAGAUGACGACCAAUCAGAUGCUGAGGAUGCGUACGAAGACGAAGAUCUGCGGGACAUCCGGGCCUCGAUGGAGAGACUGCUGCAGGAAGAAGGCGACAGAAACCCUGUAGAUGUUAACGGAGCCGGAGAUUUUAACGGGAACCCUCCACCGGAGGGCGACAGCGAGCUGUUCAACACAAUAGCCGAGCUUGAUCAGGACAACAACCAGAUGGCUGUGGACGACGAUGAAGAGGACGACGAGGAGGAUGAGGACGAAGAGGAAGACGAGGAUGAGGACGAGGAGUGCUCUAACGGGAGUCCGGCAGACGACGAGGCCAGGGAGCUGCUGGCUAAUGGAGACGGAGAGGAGCGGCAAAGUGACGGCAAGCAGCUCAACGAAGAAUGGCAGUCAGAUGGCAGUGGAGACGAUCAGUGCGUGGAGGCUGACCAUCACGACAGCAUCUUCAGUCGCCUGGAGGAGCUGCGCUUCAACCUGGAGCAGCAGAUGGGAUUCGAGAAGUUCAUCGAAGCUUAUAACAAGAUAAAGGCUAUACAUGAAGAUGAAGAUGAGAAUAUUGAACUGGGUUCCAGUUUGGUGUCAAACAUUCUGGGAACUGAGCACCAGCAUCUGUACCCAAACAUCCUUCAUCUAGUGAUGGCUGACGGAGCCUACCAAGAAGACAACGAUGAGUAACGUUCAGAGCAGUGGAGCUGCUGGCGGCUGUCUGACCGUCUUCCCUCUACUGACAGAAGGAUCUAUGCAUGACAUCUGGCUGCCCCUCACAUGUUAGUGACUCACUUGCAUGAUGUUCUAAAUAGAGCACUCGUCAGCAUCAGACAUUCCCUUUUUCUAACCAGUGUUUUUUCAGAAGUGCAUUGUUAAAUCUGUUGGUUUUUUUUGUUUUGUUUUUUGGUAAUCAAAGUUCAUUUCACAAUUCUGUAAAUAUUUAUUGCUGCCUGCAUCCUCAGAUGAACGACACAUGUACGUAUUUAGUUUUCUUGACCUCUGGAGGCGGUACAUGUUAGGGGGGCUUUAGAUCUGUUUCUCUCAGGUGCUGUCUUUCUUUGCCACAUUCAACUUCAAUUUAUAAACCAGGUUAUCGUCAACAUAAAGGACUAUAUAAUGUACUCAAAAGACCAGUUAUACCUCCCUUUCUUAACAGAAUUUCUACCAUAUACCAAGUUACAAACGCUGACUUAAUUUUCCGUAUUAUUUUUACUAUCUGGUUUAAUGCAGAUCAAAGCAAAGCGUUGCCACCAAGGUACUGUAGCAGCACUGGCUUGCGAGACUUGCUUGGUAAGAUUAAGCGACUGUUGUCUUCAAGAUGUAACUUGUGAAGAUAAUUCAUUUUCGAUUAAAUAUUGUAAAUCUGUUUUUUUUUUUUUUAUUUAAUAAACUUUCUAAUAACCUGAA
Poecilia reticulata (guppy) is the source of this 4952-nucleotide messenger RNA. NCBI's taxonomy places the organism in Eukaryota, Metazoa, Chordata, Actinopteri, Cyprinodontiformes, Poeciliidae. The record is from RefSeq and is a predicted model, not a curated record.